AUCUUUAGGGAAUCGGCCGGACAUUACCCGCCAGCUCCAAUGCAAGCAAAAAAAGGAGAUCGACGUCUCGCUCGACGAGCUGAAAAAACUUGAUCGAGAAAAAGGAAGCGCGGGAGAGCUAAUAAAAUUUAUCCGCGGCGCAUAAUGAAGGUGGGAACGCAAGUCUCAAGGCGACCGUGGAAACUUCCGUAGGCGAUUAAACCGCGAUCAUUUGGCGAUAUCUUCUCGAAGCUUGGCAACAAAAAAGGUUCGUAGGAAUUUGUGUGUUAAAUAUGAUGUUUGUGAUACCACUAUUGGGACGUAAAAUCGGAAACGAGAGUUCUAGAAGUUCGAUGAUCUAACGAUUCGAACUCUCUCGUCGCCGGAGAUGUGCGUUAGAGCCAAGUGGGCCAAUGAGAUGGUAAUUUUUCCGGCUUCGAAGAUUCUCAAUGGACGUAGCUGGUUCUCGCAUGGCAGACUAAUUUUUUGUUUUAUAUUUUUGAGGCUCGAAAGUCGGCGUCAUCAUUGUGUAUACUUUCGCGUAAAACAACUAUUGGACGAUGCGUCAUCGUAAUCCGUUCGAAAUUUUAUUACGGGGAGAUUUAUCGCCCAUAACAACACCGAAGUAUCCUGCGCACUCGGAGAUUUAUUAUUAAAUAGAUCACGCAGAGGAUGGGUGCGGAAAAACACACCGACGAAUACAUUACUUUGUUUGGUUUUCCAAUCAAAACGCUUCUAUUUUGUAGGCCGUAAACGAGGCAUUAUGACACCAACGCAAUCGUUGCAAAAAAAGCGGAAUCUCAUCAAACGGUUUUUCUCGACGACUCAUUUGUCGUGAUUAGACGCACGACGAAUAAAAGUCCAAGUUCAGUACAUGUGUGGAAAUACACCCAAUUUGCGAAUUACGCGCGAACGUCAACUCGCGAGUUAUUAUUUAACUUUGUUCGCGUAUCAUAACGAGAAGGAAUCGCUAUUGCGUCACAACGCUACUAGUAUAGUUACUAUGUUAAUUCACCUUUGCGAUUCAGUUUCCAACGUGCAAGCGUCAUAUGAAUAGUGAAUGCAAACAAUAAUAUCGGGCGUGUAAUUUGAGAGCAAUGAUAUCACGAUUGUUUAAAUUUGAUAGAAUUUCGAUCGAUACUGAAAGUGCGAUAGCCGCUAGUAAUUUUAUUUUUUAUAUGUUACUUGUCAGCGAAGUGAAUGGAUUCAAAGAUGUGACAAUCGGGAACAGUAAUGACUUGCCAAUCAUACCCUAAUAACUGGCAGACUGAGAUUGCCUUUUGCGAAUUAUCGAUUUUCCGAUCGUUCAACGUUUAAAAAGGAAUUUACUUCAAUUAAUCGCGGCGUUAACGGGCAGUGGCAUUAUUAUUUAAACACAUUUGUUACAAAUUGUUCAUUUUAAAUACGAAUCAGCAUCGGAGUAACGGUUCAUUCUUAUUUUCGCUUUUGCAUAUUAUAAAAUGUGUCAUUCCAAGCUAUAAAAUACCAGCUUAAAAAGCACGCAUUUUAUCGACAAAUUCGAGCUUCUCGUUUAGUAGAGUAAGGGGUGCGCAAUUGAUCGAACAAAAAAUCGCCGACAAGGUAAAACAUGCAAUCACCAUGACGAGUGCGAUCCCCGGCAAAAAUCUCAUUAGUCUGAUCGCGUUGCAAAUAACGCAGGCGGCGCGACAAAGUCCAUAACGAAAACAGCGAAAAGUCAGACGAGUAUAGAAAAAAUAGUGGAAAUUCGCAAAACUGCAAGCGAGAAACAAAUCUUCCGCGACUUGACGUCAUAUAUAGAGACGCGUUGCGAUUGUAUAAUCGUCGCUGGGAUAAUCGAAGAUACGAUGCGAGCACGUGGCGCGUGUAUACGAGCCGGUUCUCGUUACGUUCUCAUUCGCGUCUGGUGGCAAAUGCGCGACAAUCACGGAGAUGAGAAUUGAAAACUCGUGACGAUUAGGAGAUGAUGCGCGGGGAAUCAAUGGUCCAUUAUACGUUGUAACGUAAAAUCGCAAGCUGAUGGAAUCCUGCGAUAAAAGCCAAGUCGAUCGAACCCGCCAGCACGAAAAACAAUCACCCACUACACUUUCGCAUCAAUGCACUCUCGCACAAUAUAAUCCAGCCGAACAUUUUAGCAUAUCUUCAAUGUCGCCCCGCGUGUCAGCGAUGCACUUACACACACACACACACACGCGCGCGCACACACACACACACAGACAAACAGACGCACAUCCUCCCGUCAACUAGAUCACGACUGACUUCCAAACGAAGCGUCCCCAUCAUUCCCACAAUCAUAAUGCACUUCUCUUCCCCCGACUGCAGUCGAGACCGAAAUGAAAAAAAGAGAGAAAGAAAAGCCAGGCGGCCCAUCCGCCUCGCAUAAAUAAUUCAGACAUCGGUCGCUCGGGGAGUGCGAAAAUCGAGUGACAUUUCGCCGAUCGUCCCGCCGCACGCUCGCAUACACGCUAUAUUAUUACACGCACUACGCACACACACACACGAGCGCGCGCGGAGGCGUAUACACACAUAGUGUAUAUAGCAGCAACAACAGCGCCGACAGGUAGAUACGGAGCCGGUGGCGCGAGAGAAGGAAGGAUAGAUAAUCGGAACAAGGCGCGCAGGGGGACGGCUAAGGCGAUAUAUAAGACUGGCCCGAGCACGCGGAGACUUCAGUUUCUGGACGCAACAGGAGACAGGCAGAUAGCCGCGCGCACUCGCGCUAUCGCAGACGUAAACACGCAUUGUUCGACACUACACGUUCUAUACACGCUGCUCCUGGAGGUCCGGAUCUGGAAAGCCGCAUCGGCAGCUGCUUUUUCUUCAUCGGGCCGAAGACGAUUUAAAAAACGGUCAGUUCCGAGAGAGUGAAGCCAGUGCUCCGAGCUCGGGAUAACCUUCGGCUGAGGCUCUAUAUACAUUUACGCUUGCCUGGUAUCGCAGACUCCUCUAUACGCACGCACGGCUAAAAUGGCGCAACUCGUGCGAAUGGCGUACGACGGCUAUCGGGACCUGAUGGACAACAAGAGCGACCCCAGGGUCAACGACUGGUUCUUGAUGAGCAGUCCAUGGCCGACUCUGGCGAUCUGCCUCUCCUAUGCCUACUUCUCCAAAGUCCUUGGGCCCAAACUGAUGGAGAACAGAAAGCCGUUCGAUCUCAGAAAGGUCAUGAUCUGGUACAACCUCUUCGAAGUCGUAUUCUCGUCGUGGCUCUUCUACGAGUGCCUGGCGUCCGGCUGGGGCGGCGACUACUCGUUCAGGUGUCAGCCGGUGGACUACUCGCGCAGUCCCCAGGCCAUGCGAAUGGCGCGCGGCUGCUGGUGGUACUUCUUCUCCAAGUUCAUCGAGUUCGCCGACACGCUCUUCUUCGUGCUCCGUAAGAAGAACGACCACAUUUCCACACUGCACGUGAUUCAUCACGGAAUCAUGCCGAUGUCCGUUUGGUUCGGCGUCAAGUUCUCGCCAGGCGGUCACAGCUCUUUCUUCGGCCUGCUCAACACCUUCGUCCACAUCGUCAUGUACAGCUACUACCUGCUGGCAGCUCUGGGACCGAAGAUCCAGCCGUACCUCUGGUGGAAGAAGUACCUGACCGCGCUGCAGAUGAUCCAGUUCGUCCUGGUGAUGAUCCAUGCGUUCCAGCUGCUCUUCAUCGACUGCGACUACCCCAAGGCCUUCGUCUGGUGGAUCGGCAUGCACGCCGUGCUCUUCUACUUCCUCUUCCGCGACUUCUACAACCAGGCCUACACCAAGAAGGCCCAGAGGAAGGCGACGGCCGAGGCCAAGGAGGCGGCCAAGCAAGAAGCCCUGAAGGAGAAGAAGCUCGAGAGCGAGAAGCUGCUGAAGGAGCAGGAGUCGGAGAAGCAGAGCGAGAACGGCUCGGUAUACCCGAGCCAGUACAAGAUGGCCACCGCCUACAUAAGCGACAGCGGCCUCAGGAACAGGGUGUUCAUCGACAAGCGAGGCGGCUUCGACGAGUGAUCGCCAGCAGAGUCGGCUUGUCGUUCCUAAUACCUUCCUUCGCAUCAUCGUCGCUGCAGGCUUUCGCGCGCCACGGGAGCAUCCGUUUUCGGGACGUUCUCGCGCAGCCAGUUGACCAUGGCAAUACACGUUCUGGACUCUGGAUCCGGACAGCCCGCCGCGAUUCCCGUCGUCAAUCUCUGAGACUGAAGAAUAAGCCCGUGUACAGUUAUGAUAUAGGAACAGUAGCGCCAACGACAUAUACAGGGGGGAGAGAUUGCACGCAGCGAAUCGGCGACGUUGGACGAAUCGCGUAAAGACUUUUUUUGAGUAUGUCUCGCUUGCCUCUUGUCCUCUUAUCUAGGUUUCAGUGCGGAUGACCGAGUGAAUGAGUGCGGAGUACGAGAGUAUGGAUCGCGCACACAAAGGCUGUUUCGAGAGUUGAAAAUGCAGCUCGUCGAACAACGGAUUGUUUGGUUCCAGCACACCGGUCCUUUGGAGAAUGGACUAUUUUGUAAAAAUAGCUCCUCGCGAUUUCCAAGCGACCGCUGACGCGAAAUGUUCUAAGCUCUAUUCUCAGGAGCGCGGUGUAUAGCAGCGCAGUCCGUUGCUCGGCGACCCGACAUACUCAAGAAUAAAUCGUCAAAAAAAUAAAUAAAUCGAGUAGCAGAGUUUGCGUAACGACAAUUUCACAAUGAAUGAGUGCCAAAAAUUAAUGUUUUAAGAAAACUACUUUUUAAGGAUAUGCAGGACAUCGUUGUAGUGGAGAGCAAAGCAAAAUUGUGUAUACAUCUGUAGUCCACGUUGGGAAAUUUCGGAUUGAAACGCCGUUCGAUUGAUUUUCACCCGGAUUCUCAAUUUCGAUCUCUGUAUAUUUUCAUCGAUAUUUCGUCUAAUUGAGAUAGAAGUGACGCAUGAAAAAUAUUAUUCGAUUCAAUCCGAAAUUUCGACGAGCAAGAUUUGUGUAUAGAAAUAGUUAGAAAACCUAACCCUAUAUACCCCAUUUGUCUUCACUGUUUUUUUUAACAAGAAUUCCUUAUAGUUCUUAGAACUUCGCGCCGAAUCAGUGAUGGCAUUUAUAUUUAUUUCUUGAUAUACACAUAUGUAAACCUUUGUUGAUCUAAUUUAAGUUGUGGACAAUCUGUAUUUUACAAGCGGAUCACGAUAGUUUGUUUGUUUUUAUUUUUAAUUAACUAGUUUUAAAAUAAUGAAGUAUAACAUGAUUUUUUAAAAGACGAAUUUUUGUUUGUAACGAUUUGUGUGAAACUAUCAUUAAAGAACAAUACUUUUAUAUUUA
Nasonia vitripennis (jewel wasp) is the source of this 5209-nucleotide messenger RNA. RefSeq names its product elongation of very long chain fatty acids protein AAEL008004. Gene Ontology annotation, cellular component: endoplasmic reticulum membrane. The coding region runs from base 2926 to 3933 and encodes 335 amino acids. The record is from RefSeq and is a predicted model, not a curated record. Gene Ontology annotation, biological process: fatty acid elongation, polyunsaturated fatty acid; very long-chain fatty acid biosynthetic process; fatty acid elongation, monounsaturated fatty acid. The transcript has 4 exons. Lineage: Eukaryota; Metazoa; Arthropoda; Insecta; Hymenoptera; Pteromalidae. Gene Ontology annotation, molecular function: fatty acid elongase activity.